Molecule: messenger RNA, 6009 nt
Organism: Mytilus trossulus (common blue mussel)
Lineage: Eukaryota; Metazoa; Mollusca; Bivalvia; Mytilida; Mytilidae
Product: hemicentin-1-like
Exons: 22
Coding region: 1-6009 (2002 amino acids)
Cellular component (GO): neuron projection
Source: RefSeq, a predicted model, not a curated record
AUGUGCUCUAUUGUGUCUAAACCUGCGGUAAUACGAGUUUACUGGAAAAAGACUUUGGUUGGAACAACAAUAGAGAUUGAUGUCAUUAAUAGUGGCGGGAAAUAUUCUGGUUCCACGAUUUCUACUCCAUCUCUGACUAUCAUCAAUGCUGGUUCAACCGAUGAAGCAAACUACACAUGUUAUGCCACAAAUUGUGUUGGAACUGGACAGAGUUCAUCUAUAUCAUUAACUGUUGUCGGUCAUAAACCAACUGUUACAAUACAACAAAGGAUAGUCUAUGUCAACUAUGGUAUAACUGCAGUUCUGGUGUGUACCGUCAAUGCAAACCCUGCUCAUACAAUCGUGUACUGGCAAAAGAUAAAGAAUGGCGUUACCACAGAUAUAAAUGUAGCUAACAGUUACAACAAGUACAGUGGUUCCACAGUCAGUAACCCGUCUCUACAUAUAAAUAACGUUGAUCUAAACGAUGAAGCAUACUAUGUUUGCUAUGCUUCAAAUAUUGUUGGAACUGGAGAAAGCACACAGACAUUUUUAGAUGUGACUGGGGAUAUACCUGUGGUUAUCAUAUCGUCAAACAUUUACUCGGUUUUACUAAGCGGCACUAUAACGUUGCAAUGUACAGUUUACUCUAACCCAGCUCAUACAUCAGUCACGUGGCAAAGGAUCGUUAACGGUGUACUCACAACAGUAACAGUUGUUGAUGGAUCCAGAAUGAUUGGUAGCACUGUCAGUUCACCAUCUCUUACUAUCAGUAAUGCUGUAUCUGGUGACGAAGGAAAUUAUAUCUGCACUGCAACCAAUGUUGUUGGAACCGGAACCAGUCAACAGACAUUCUUAGACGUCGCAGGAGGUAUUCCUACAGUCACAGUCGCUCAAAAUCAGUAUUCAGCUAUCCACAGGCAAACUAUAACAAUGAUAUGUACAGUGCAAGCUAAUCCAAUGGAAACCAGUGUUAACUGGAUAAAAAUUGUAAAUGGAAAUACAACAAUUGUUAAUAUGAACAAUGUGCGGUAUUCAGGUUCGACUGUAAUUUCACCCUCACUAACCAUCGCUGCAUUGGAGUUAUCUGAUCAAGGACACUAUCAAUGUUCUGCAGAGAAUCACGUGGGUACUGGAUAUAGUCAACAAACACAUUUGGAUGUAAUUGGAGAUGUUCCAUCUGUACAAAUUUUGUCCACCACCUAUUCAGUGUUUUUUGGAGGAACAAUUGACCUUGGUUGUCAUGUUAUUGCCAAUCCAUUGGCCACUAACGUUUAUUGGCAGAAGAUUUUAAAUGGUGUUUUUAUAACUGUUGAUAUGAGUACAAAUAACUUUAACAAAUACAGUGGAUCUACAGUACAAUCUCCAUCUCUAACUAUCAUUAGUACUACGGAGGCAGAUCAAGGAAACUACGUUUGUUCUGCUUCAAACUCAGCCGGAACAGGUUCCAGUAGUCAGACGUUUUUGAAUGUUGUAGACAAUCUACCCACAGUAAGUAUACCUCGGAGUACUUACAGUGUAAAUGUUGGUAGUCAAAUUACUAUUCCUUGUACCGUGUCAGCUAAUCCUACAGAGACCCAUAUCUACUGGACCGUGGCAGUCGGUAACAACGCCGAACAGACCAUUUCUAUGACGAAUACCCAGAAGUAUCAAGGAUCUUCUGUAAACUCACCAUCAUUGAUCAUUCUCAGUACGACUCAGAGUGACUUUGGUGUUUACAGAUGUCAUGCUACAAAUAAUGUUGGUACUGGACACAGUAAUCCGACCAUACUUAAUGUUGUGGGAAAUAUACCAACAGUGAUGGUUGGACAACCCAUUUACCUUGUUAAUUACGGACAGUCUGUGCAGCUAGUAUGUAGUGUUACUUCCACGCCCACUCACACACAGGUUUACUGGACUAGAAUCCAGAACGGACUGCCAGUGACCAUUUCUUUGACAAACACAGCUAGAUAUAGCGGUUCUACCGUCAAUAAUCCAUCUCUCACUAUCAGUAACGUUGAUCAAAAUGAUGAAACUUAUUAUAUGUGUUAUGCAACAAAUACAGUUGGAACUGGACAGAGUCAACAGAUCUAUGUAGAUGUUAUCGGAAGUCCACCUGAAGUUUCUAUUCAGUCCAAUAGUUACAACGUACUACUUGAACAGACAGUUACCCUUGUCUGCACAAUAUCUGCUGACCCAAAUGCUACUAGUGUACGGUGGUAUAAAGUGAUAAAUGGUGUACAAUCUUCUCUUUUCAUCACUGUCGGGAAAUAUAAUACGCCAACUGUCAGCAGUCCUAAUCUAAUUGUCAACACUGCUGCUCAGAGUGAUGAGGGCUACUAUGUCUGUACAGCAACCAACAUUGUCGGAACUGGAACUUCAUCUCAGACAUAUUUGACUGUUACAGGAAAUUUGCCAAUAGUUACUGUAACUUUAUCAAAUUACAACACCAACAUUGGUGUCACUGUGACACUUGGUUGUACUGUUGUGGCUUCCCCGUCUACCACUAAUGUAUACUGGCAACGUAAUGUUAACAAUCUACAAGUGAGUAUUGAUACAACCUCCUCCAUCUCACGAUACAGUGGUUCUACUGUCUCAAAUCCGUCACUGGUUGUUAGUAAUGCUCAACCAUCGGAUGAAGGAAACUAUAUAUGUUAUGCUACCAACAGCAUUGGAACUGGCAACAGUCAGCAGACUUAUCUCAACGUCAUUGGAAGUAUCCCUACAGUAAUUGUAGGGUCAGACUACUACCCAGUAAACUACGGAAAUACAGCAACCAUUGUAUGCAAGGUUGUUGCAACACCAACAGAAACCAGUAUAUCGUGGCAAAAAAUACAGAAUAGUGUACCAUCAACAGUAGUUAUAUCAGGGCGAUACCAGGGUGGUACCGUGUCUUCUCCUAAUUUGAUUAUCACUGAUGUGGACAAUACGGACGAGGCUUUCUACAUAUGUUAUGCUACGAACAGUGUAGGAACUGGACAAAGUUCACAGACCGACCUCGGUGUACAAGGAAGUAUAUUAACAGUCGCUGUACCACAGUCAUCCUAUAGUGUGAAUCAUGGUCAGUCAGUACAGUUGGUAUGUACUGUUUCCGGAAAUCCUGCCCUACAAAAUGUGUACUGGCAAAAGAUCGCAAAUGGCGUUCAGACAAAUAUCAGUUCUACCUAUAAAACAGACAAAUUCUCUGGAUCCACAAUAGGAACCCCAUCUCUUACAAUUUUGAAUACCGAAAGUAAUGACAUAGGCUCCUAUAUAUGUUACGCUACAAACUGUGUUGGAACUGGACAGAGUCAACAAACUCAGCUUUCUGUAGUUGCCAUUUAUUGGCAAAAAGAUGUGAACGGAGUAGCAACAAAUAUCAAUCUCCUCCAGACGAGUAAAUACUCAGGAUCUACUAUCCCAUCACCAUCUUUGACUAUUAUCAGUGCUAUUUUUGCUGAUGAAGGAUAUUACACAUGUAAUGCACAGAAUAGUGUCGGCACAGGCAUCAGUUUACAGAUAUUCCUCAGUGUAUCGGGAAGUGUUCCUGUAGUCACUGGUCUAGUAAAUAGAUACACUGUCAAUGUCGGUAACUCCAUCACAUUACAGUGUAGUGUGAAUGCCGAUCCAACAGCUACCAGUAUCACAUGGCAGCGAUACAUCAAUAAUAUAGAAACGAAUAUUAACAUGUCCAGCGGUCGGUACGGCGGAAGUUCAGUGAGUUCACCGUCAUUGGUCUUAAGUAACACUGUUAUUUCUGACGAGGGGUUCUAUAUAUGUACAGCUACUAACCGUGUUGGAUCUACGCAAAGUCCACAAAUAUUCUUAGAUGUUAUUGGAGGUAUUCCGAUUGUCACUGUUCAAUUAACUAGAUACACAGUAAACAUAGGAUCGUCAGUUACUCUGCAAUGUACUUAUACUGCUAAUCCAGCAGCUAACAGUGUUAUUUGGGAAAGAACUGUAGCAAACCAGGUCACAGCUAUACCUACAACUAACAAUAAAUAUGAUGGUUCCACCACCCAGUCACCAUCUUUGAUUAUUAAUACCGUUGACGAGUCCGAUCAGGCCUAUUAUGUUUGUAAAGUUAACAACAGUGUAGGAACGGGAAUCAGCUCUCCUAUAUUUCUGGAUGUAUUAGGCAACAUACCUGAUUUGACAAUGCCUACAACAGAAUAUACAGUACACAUUGGUGGCUCUGUUACCAUGGUAUGUACCGUGACAGCUAACCCACGACACACUAGUGUAUAUUGGAAGUAUACAUCUGGUGGUUCAUCAACCAAUGUUAACAUUGGCGGGAGGUUUAGUGGAUCAACAGUCAGUUCACCUUCCCUAAAUAUAUCAAAUGCACAGUUAUCAGACCAGGGAACAUAUGUUUGCUAUGCUGUCAACAGUGUAGGCACAGGACAUAGUAUAAAUGCUGUACUACAUGUUACUGGCAGUAUUCCUAUUGUGAGUCUAACACGGACAUCAUUUACUGGUUACUAUGGAGAUAAUAUUACACUUGGUUGUACUGUAUCCGCAAAUCCCGCUGCUACAUCAGUUUACUGGCAGAAAGUUUUCGGAAGUUCAGUUUUCACAGUAGACAGGUCUAACUCAAGAUAUACAGGAUCAUCUGUCAGUACACCACCCCUAACUAUAACUAACCUCAAUAAUAAUGAUGCUGGAAACUAUGUAUGUCUAGCAGCUAAUCCUGUUGGAAUUGGUCAAAGUAUACAAGGACCUUUAACGGUAAUUGGAAGUGUCCCUUCAGUAACAGUUGGCCAAACAACUUACUCCACAAACAUUGGGAAUAAUAUUACCUUAAUUUGUGUAGUGUCCGCCAUCCCUACACGCACUGCUGUUUACUGGACACGACAAAUUAACAAUGGUAAUAUAGUAACUCUAAACCCUGCGUCUUCAACCAAAUAUUCCGGAUCAACUUUACAGUCACCGUCACUGACUAUCUUUAAUGUAGAGUUAUCUGAUGAAGGCAAUUAUAGAUGUCAUGCAACCAAUGCUGUUGGGACAAGACAAAGCUUACAGGCAUUCUUAGAUGUAAUCGUUUAUAUCCCAAAUGUAACAGUGUCACAUGUAUCCCCUGUCGAAUUUGGAAAAUCUGUGACAAUUAACUGUACAGUAACGUCAUUACCAGCAGCUACUCAGAUAACAUGGCAGAAAAAUGUGAAUAAUGUCAACACAACUAUUGAUAUAAGAAUGAUCAGAUACAGUGGAGGAACGACAUCUAACCCGUCACUCACUAUUAAUAGUGUACAAGCAGAUAAUCAAGGACAGUACUUUUGUCAGGCUUCAAACAUCGAGGGAACAGGAACAAGUAAUGGUGUCAACUUGACUGUCAUUGGAGAUGCGCCUACAUCCAUUGUCAUUAGUCCCAGUCUAAUAACUGUAAACGAAAGCCAGACUAUAACAGCUACAUGUACAGCCGACGGUAGCCCAACGAUAACAUAUACCUGGUUUAAGGGUAAUACCAAUACACAGUUGUCUACAGGUUCUGUCCUUCAGAUAACAUCCUCAACACGGACAGAUGCUGGAACGUAUUAUUGUAGGGCUUCGAACAGCUAUGGCAAUGUUGGUGCAAAUGUUACAGUGGACAUUAGACAUAUACCAGAUGUAAAAACACAGCCACCGCAAGGCAUCGUCGGACAAUCUGUUACAAUACAGUGUUCCUACGUUUCUAACCCUGUAGCAACCAAUGUUAUAUGGACAAAAGGAAACCAAGGCAUUAUUGUUGAUGGUAAAAAAUACGUGGGCGGUAGCUUAUCCAAUCCUAGCCUUACUAUCACUAAUCUGACUGUUUCUGAUGAGGGGUCAUACACGUGUUCAGUAUCGAAUUACAUGGGACAAGGCAAUUCAUCAAUUGUCACUCUUUCCGUUGAAACAUCAUUUUCUGACCCUGCUGCUUCAUUAAAUCUUGAUUCAACACUAAGUACAGGUGAAAUAGUCACAAUCAUCUUAGCAUGUGUCUUUGUGAUACUUUUAGUCAUCGGAGUCAUUGUAUGCUGUUAUUGUCAAGAUCGAUGUAAUAUUGGAGCUACCUCAGCAAAAUCCGUACAUAUUCUAAUGAUAGCGUCUUGA